GUAGUUAUUGGAAAAUAUGCUCUUGAAAAAGAGAUUGAUAAGCUUACACAUUUUUGGACAUUAUGUGGACUUUCUUGUCAGGAUUGUGGAUUACGCUGCCUUAAAAAUCAUGGUCAUACUGACAAUCAUGACUGCAAGACUAAUCAUGAAUGCCAUUUCUCAUGUCAAUUUGUAGAGGCACAUAGUUCUUUUAUUCCAACUUGUAGUUAUAAAGCAGGACAUGAUGGGAAACAUGCAUGUAAUAAAACCAGUCAUUUAUGUGGAAAACCUUGUAAACUUAUUGAUAAACGUAAUUGUCAAAAAAAAUGUUCUAAAGAUAUUGGACAUGAUGAUGGACUUGAAGAUGAUGAACAUAUGUGUCAAUCAAAUCGUCAUAAUUGUGGAGAGCCAUGCUCACUCUUUACGUCAACUAAAAAAGGAGAUUAUGAAUGUCCAAACAAAUGUAUUAUACCAUGUGAGGAUGAACAUGAGCAACAUCACUGUGAAAAUGAGACAUGUCCAAUUGAAUGUCCAAUCUCAGAUUGCCAGAGAAGAUGCCAAAGUAAUGAUCAUUUUCAUGCAUAUACUCAACUUGCAGUUGAUCAUUUUUGUGGUAAUGAUCAUCAAUGUAUUGAGGAUUGUGAAGAACCAGGCAUUUGUAAAAUUUUAACAGAACCAAGGAAAGAGGAAGCAACUUAUCAAGGGCUGGUUACAGAAACUUCAAUUACUUUUACCAAAUAUAUUCAACAAAGUGAAAGACUUAAAUGCAAGAAAAGAAUACCACCAAACUCCUUCAGCCAUGAAGGAAUACAUUCACAUGAUUCAAGUGCUGAAAGUAAAUUUCACUAUUGUGAUAAAAAAUGUGAAUUCUGCAAAUAUUAUUGCAAACUAGCCUAUGGACACACACAAACUUUGCACGAAACUACUCAUGGGAAUAUGGUACAGACUGUAUUCACUUCAGAGGAUGAUGAAUUUGAAUAUAAUAAUCAUAAAUUAAAAAUCGGAGAUCAAGGUUCUUUUGUUCUUUGUAAUUUUCAUUGUAAAGAAUUAGGUCGUCAUAGACAUAUUGAUUAUUGUCAAAGUGUGGAUGCAUGCAAAAAUGGACAUCAAGGACAAGGAAUAAUACAUUUAGAUGUACCAAUCAGUCCCAAUCCUGAUCAAAAAAAGGAUUUUGUAACUCAUAAAUUAUUUUGGGAAAGAACUGGCUUUAAAGAUCCAUAUUCACAACAAGACCAAGCAUUAUUUGCAAAAUGUGAUCAUGAAUGUCCAGAUGAAGAUCAUAAAAAGCAACAAAGUCCUAAUUGUCCUCCUCCAAAAUCUUAUUGUGAAUUGGAACUUUUCCAUAAACCUUUAAAUCCAUCAUCCAGUGCAUCAACUGGUAUUGGUUACAUUUCACUGGAUGGUCAUCAGUUCAGCUGUGAUAAUCCAAAUAAAAAAGAAGCAGAAUUCCAUGUUAUAUUUGCACUUGAUCGAUCAGGUUCAAUGGGUUAUUCUGAUAGCAGACCUUUAGAAAACAUUCGUUCAGACAUCCGUCAAAAAAUUGCACAAAAACACAAUAAUAGGAUAGGCGCAGUUUAUUCGUUUAUGGAUACACGUAUUAAAUCUCAACAAAAUCAAGCUCAUGGUGUUGUUAAUAAAGACACUAUUUCUUUAAUUUUAUUCGAUCACGAAGCUGAAGUAAUUGAAAAUCUGCCAUUGAAUAAUCCGGAUGCACUUUUAGACAGAAUGAUGUCGUAUCCUGCAAGAGGUGGGACUAACUUUGAUUUGGCAAUACAGAAAGCAGGAUUUUUGAUCGAUAAACAUUAUGAUCCAGCAAAAACAAAUGUUGUUAUAUUUUUGUCUGAUGGUCAGUGCGGAGCUCCAGAUUCCCGAUUAGAAACUAUUUGUAAAAAUAAUCAACAAAGAGGAUCACCAUUAUAUCUUUAUACAGUUUUAUUUAGCAGUGAUUCUUCCAGUCCAUCAUUAGAAAGAAUGGUUACUAUCGCACAAAAGUAUCUUCCAGCUAAUUCUUCAUCGAAAGCCUUGAAAUGCCAAUUCACUAAAGCUAUUAAUGAAGUAGCUUUAGCUACUCAUUUUACCGUUGUUGCAGAAAGUUUAAGAAGUCACAAACCUUCUUUGAUGAGAAAAUUAUAA
Messenger RNA from Entrophospora candida, 2112 nucleotides. The record is from the annotation of a GenBank genome assembly. Lineage: Eukaryota; Fungi; Glomeromycota; Glomeromycetes; Entrophosporales; Entrophosporaceae.